Molecule: messenger RNA, 2187 nt
Organism: Uranotaenia lowii
Lineage: Eukaryota; Metazoa; Arthropoda; Insecta; Diptera; Culicidae
Exons: 3
Coding region: 519-1040 (173 amino acids)
Source: RefSeq, a predicted model, not a curated record
AUGUUAAAAUUAAAAGAAUGGUUUUAUGUUGCGUUCUUUUAAUUUAUAUUCAUGUUCUGAUUGAUUUUCAUCGGUUUGUUUUUUUAAUGAUCAAUAUUUAAGAAAUUGUACAGCCCGAAUAGCAAAGACCAUUAUAAUAAGAUAACCGAACAAUGAUUUUCAUGUUAACAAUAAACAUCAUCGUAGUAUCACAAUAUUUAUCAAGCGCUUUAUUUUUGAAAUCACCAUGAUUUUUAAAGUCACCAUAAAGUUUGUCGUGAAUUCAAAAUACCUAAUCAUAAUUUCAAAAAAUAUCAGCAACACGGUAUCACAAUAAAUUUAUUGUAAUUAUUAUUGUUACAGUGCAAUUCGUGAUUCAAUGAAAAUCCAAACCAAAACGAACACGGUUGAAAUUUUGAUUGUUUUACGUAUAUACAAUUCAUCGUGUAGAUAUAUGUUUAUGAGCGCGCGCGAAAUGGUAGCGAAAAAUUUUGUUUGUGGGCGACAGUUUUCUUGCGAAAAUCCUGUGUACAUGCACCAUGGAGGUGAAAUCAACAGCAGUUCAGCGGCUCCUGCUACAGCAGAUAAAUCUUCCGGUGAAGGGCGGAAGAUACCAUGGAAGGUCCAAUAUAAGAAUUCCCUUGUCCCGAACUGCCUCAGGCCGGCUCAGCUUUUGGUCAACGAAAAACCCCGGUGGAGCUGAUAGGAGGACUGUUCCGCGGUUUUGUUUACAGUUGACCUUUAAAUGUUUACCUCUGGUAGAAGCUUCUCGGAAAACGGGUAUGGCAACACGCUCCCAGCAACGGUGGAGAAACAUAAAAUCUCUCGAUCAUGUUCCGGGUAGAAACGCUCCAGGCCUCAAUGCUUAUUCGUUCCCGAAGAUUCUCUUCAGUGAUCGAGCUAUUGAAAGCCCCGUCAACUCUUUCGAAUAUAAAACUACGAGCAUGGUGUCUCGGUUCCAAUGUCUGAUCCUUGCCUGCAAAACGCAUUUUGAAGUAGACUAUAUAUGGACGCCAAUUGGACUUCAACGGAUAAUCACUCCCGAAAGAUGGGUAAUUUGAUAGUGAAUGACGAAAUUUAGAAAAAUAAGCUGCUAGGCUUCUUUUCAAGAGUUGAUCAGUCGAACAUUCCUCUGGAUAGUAACAGAUAUGUAAGUUAAUAAUUCUAUUCCGUAGGUGGAUCUAACGAAAUAUUUUUAACUCGUGCUUAAAUAUGAAUAACACAAUAUAUCUUUUUCCCACAGGCUGAGCCAACUGUAUGUAACCUAGUUUUGGACUUUUUCGUUUGGCCUGACCUGAAAUGUAAUAUCGAAGACAAGCUGAAGAAAAUGCUUUUGAAGGUCAUACUCCAUUUAGUUCAGUUUGACGGAGCCAUCUCAGGGACCUAUCUACGUUCAAAGUCGGAUGAUCAAAGAAUUACUUUAUUUAUCAUAUGACAAAAGCGACCUCGAUGUGGCAAUGAACAUUAUAAAGUGUGUCUGUAAGUAUCCGUUUUUAGUAGACUUUUAAAUUUGUACUUAUUCAUACAAAAUUUGUUUUUCGCAGCAUGCCUUGUGUACAACAACAUUUUUAUGUGGACAAAUUACACUGCAUCCGAGUGUCGGAAACCAGUCAUUUGAACAACAUUUUUGGCAUCAGAAUGAUCGUUCUCUAAAAUAAAAACAGAUUAUAGAACCGAGACCAAAGAAACUGUGCUUUGAAGAUACUGUCUUGCAACAUAAUCCUACAAUGAUUACGCUGUUGAGUUCCUUGUCUCUCUGCUCAAAUUAGUUUUGCAGAUAACAUUGUCAAAUUAGUCCAGUUCCUCGUCCCGCACUGACAAUGAAGAUGGCCUGAUCAACUUUGCAACGUACUCUUCUGGAAAUCUAACCGCAAAACCAGCUGAUGUACUAAUACAAGCACAGAUUGCUUUGCAUCGUCCAACUCGAAAUCCUGCUAUCCUGCUUUCUUUUUUAUCCAAACGAAUCCCGAAGUCCAUCAGGAAGAGUGAUAGCAGUAACAUUCAAAAUCACUCGAGACAGCAAUCUAGGUUCGAUUGCGAUACAUUUAUUUUCGUAAUGACUGUCUUUCGAUUGAAAUUCGCACAACCGAAAAUUCUAAUCCACUGUUAAGUGUAUCAAAUCGGGUUUUUAUAUUGUAAUCUUCAAUUUUAUAUUCAUGUUCUUGAUUGAUUUUGAAAAUAUAUUUUACCGAUCAUUGGACUCUAUGU